CAAUGGGCGGCGCGGGCAGCGCGGCGCUGAGGCGGAGCGGGCCAAUGGGCGGUGGCUGAGGGGGCGUGGCCGGCGCGCGCGGCCGCCAUGGGGCUGCUGACGAUCCUGAAGAAAAUGCGCGAGAAGGAGCGAGAACUGCGGCUGCUCGUGCUGGGAUUGGACAAUGCCGGGAAGACGACGCUGCUGAAGCGGCUGAACGGGGAGGACGUGGGGGGCACCUCCCCCACCCUGGGCUUCAACAUCAAAACCCUCGAGCACCGCGGGUUCCAGCUGCACGUGUGGGACGUGGGUGGGCAGAGCUCUCUCCGCUCCUACUGGCGCAAUUACUUCGAGAGCACGGACGGGCUGCUCUGGGUGGUGGACAGCAGUGACCGGCAGCGGCUGCGGCUCUGCGCCCGCGAGCUGAGCGCCCUGCUCAGAGAGGAGCGCCUGGCCGGGGCCACCCUGCUCGUGUUCGCCAACAAACAGGACCUGCCCGGGGCGCUGCCGGUCGGGGACAUCCGGGAGGCCCUGGAGCUGGACUCCAUCCGCAGCCACCACUGGCGCAUCCAGGGCUGCUCGGCCUUCACCGGCCGGGACCUCCUGCCCGGCCUGGACUGGCUGCUGGACGACAUCGGGGCGCGCCUGUGCCCCCCGGACUGAGCCCCGGGGACACCGAGGGGACACCGAGGGACACCGGAGUGACACCGGAGUGACACCGGACUGAGCCCCGGGGACACUGAGGGGACACCGAGGGACACCGGGGGACACCAGAGUGACACCGGAGUGACACCGGAGUGACCCCGGACUGAGCCCUGGGGACACCGAGGGGACACCGAGGGGACACCGGGGGACAUCGGA
Molecule: messenger RNA, 840 nt
Organism: Poecile atricapillus (Black-capped chickadee)
Lineage: Eukaryota; Metazoa; Chordata; Aves; Passeriformes; Paridae
Gene: ARL2
Product: ADP ribosylation factor like GTPase 2
Exons: 6
Coding region: 88-642 (184 amino acids)
Biological process (GO): protein folding
Cellular component (GO): microtubule cytoskeleton; cytoplasm
Molecular function (GO): GTPase activity; GTP binding
Source: RefSeq, a predicted model, not a curated record